CAUUUUUCGUUCUGGACUGUGCUUCACAGCAUUGAUCUUUUUCAUUGUUUUUGUGGUUGAUUUUUUUAUUUUUUAUUUUUUACUUGCAUUUUUCUCGCUUGUUCUUCGGGCCUUGUCUGCCACGCAAACUGCCACUUGAGCAAGCUCUCCCUCGCUGGAUUGUCACUAACAUUCUUAACGCAUCAUCUCGCCUGCACCACUCGACGACUGGCUUGAGUCACAAUGUCACGACCAUAUGCUGGAUUUCCCGAGAACGGCGUCUUCCCUGAAGAUGAGCCGGACGCCGCGCCUUGGACUGACAAGCAGGACGCAGAGCUGCGUUACUGUGUCGACUCGUGGGACGUCCGCAAAGAUUGGACGGUGAUUGCCGCUCGCAUCCCGCCCCACACCGCCAUGCAGUGCGCCCGCCGCUGGCAAAAGCUCAAUCCUCAAAUCGUCCGAGGCUCGUGGACUCCUGAGGAGGACCUUCGCGUUAUUCAACUGGUGGACCAAAUUGGCGCUUGCCAAUGGCCAAUCAUUGCUUCGUUCCUGAUUGGGCGAAUCGGCAAGCAAUGCCGAGAGCGGUACCACAACCACUUGAAUCCCAACAUUAAGAAAGAUCCCUGGUCGACGGAAGAGGACAAUUUGCUCCUGGAGCUUCACGAGCAGUUUGGAAACAAAUGGGCUGAAAUUGCCAAGCACAUGGAAGGACGCACCGACAAUGCAAUUAAAAACCGGUACAACUCGACGGUGAGUCGCCGCGCGGAGCGGAUUGCUUCCGGCCACGAGCUGACGCGGCCUCCCAAGCCGAAAACGACCGACCUGAACUCAAGCAUGUGCGGCACGCCAAGCUCCGCUGGCAACAACUUUUCGUACUUGGCGCAAGACUCGCCCACCACCACGAGUGACGAGCUUGAUCAGUCAAAGCUGUCAACCAGCUCCUCGCACAAGGGCUCGGCCAAACGUCGCAUCACCAAACUCAGUCCGAGUGAGCUUGCUGCGGCCACACCGACGCUCGCCAAGAGCUCAUCCAAGGGUCGCGCCUCCACAGGACGGGCUGCCGAGACAGCCGCAUCAUCGAGCGGGCGCUCUGGCUCGACCAAGCAGAAACCGUCUUCCAAGCGCAACUCUGGCUCCAGCCUCCCGAUGCCUGCGAGCGCCAAAGCCGUCAAAGAGCAACGAAAGUUAGACACUUCGGUCAUCAUGCACGGCGGCAACGACGAGACAUUGCUCGAGGAUGAGGAUCCCAACGCUGAGCUGCCAAUCAACCCUCUCCCGCUUUCAACCGCGCUGUUCGGAGAUCAGUUUGGUGGCCCCGCCAACACCAACUGGACUGAGCUUCCGAUGCAACCCAGCACCAUGCCAUUGACACCUUGGCUCAACCGCGUCGAGGCUGACAUUGACAGCAUGCGCAUGUUUGGAGUGCCCGCAGCGAAUGGGACUGGCGUCGGGCUGACGCGGGUCCCCACCGUUCGUCGUCUCCCGUUCGAUGCAAUCAACAGCUCUGCGUCAAUGCUGAUUACUGAGAGUUCCGGCCCCAACACGUACGGCGAUCAAGCUUUGAGCAGUGUGUCCGCCAUGAACGUUGACGCCAGCGACACAGCCACCGCCAUGAAUUGUGCUCCUAUCGAAGCGACCACCCCAUCCCGACUUGUUAACUUUGGCUCCAUGGCAACGCCCUUCUCGCCCUCCAUCUUUUUGACCACUCCGUCUCCCAAACAGGCAAAGCGACUGUUUGUCAAGCCCGACCAACAACAGUCACCACGACAGUCGUCAUCGUCGUCGUCUUCGUCGCUUCCUCCACCCGUGCUUGUUUUUUCGGCAGCCAAUGAGGUCACCCAAGGCCAAAACGACGCAAUGGAAGCCGCCACCAUCCUGGAGUCCAUCAGCUCGCCCGUUGCCACACACAGAGCGUUGGCCGGUCAAGGCAACACCAUGGCUCAACCAACUCGAAUGUCGGCGCGUUUAAGCAGCGCGCGUCAUGGGGCUACGUUAAUGACCCCGGCACGCUCGAGCCAAGCACCAUCAACCAGUGUCACCCCGUCGCCUUUUAAACGCGCAAUGAACCAAGUUCGCAUGGAGAGUGGAGUUGAUUCUCGGCCCUUCCCCGAGUUUGCGUCACCAAUGCCUACAAAGCGCUUUACUGGACAGUCAACAACCAUUCGUCAGCCGUUUGGAUUGCUGAGCAACACGUCAGGUUCCCCGUUUCCUUUUGGCACUGAUGCUCCUGUUGUCGACAAAGCAGACACGGCUCAGCGUGCAGACCAUCCUCAACAAGCGGAGGCAGAGGUGGCCUUGGGCAACAUUCGCUGCAUGGUUCGACGCAAUCCCAACCGUACACGCAUGAUGAAGUCGCAGCCAAAAGUGUUUGCGCAGCCUUCCGCACUCGUUCCUGUCGUGGACACUGGCGCAAUCCGUCGACGCAGUUCGCCAAGUGCAGCAGUUGCAGUUGCAGCAGCUGCUGCUGCACACGACUCUGACGCAACAGCAAGCGACGUUGCAGCAACAAGCGACACCUCAUCGCAAGAUUCUGUUGUAUUCGGUGAAAUGCGGGAAAUCAAUGGUGCGUCGCAGCUCAGCCUUCAAGGCCAAGACCCGAGCUUGUCUCGUCACCUGCAGGCCAUCAAUCGUCGUGUCAGCCCUCCGAUGGAGCGCUCACAGCGCCCGAUAGUGCCGCGCAAAGGAGACACGGGCUCCUGGAGCCGUGGUUGGCUUUCCGGUGUGCAAAUGUCCGAGGAACAGCGUGAAAUCGCCACCGGCCAAUCCAGUGAUAUGAUGGAGCUGAUGAAACAAGCAUCCCAGCUCGCCCGCGCCACGGCUGCCAGCGCGCCUGCCUACUAAAGGUGGCACAAAAGCGUCGUCAUCCACAAUUGAACAACACCCUCCAUUUUGCAUGCCUCGAGCUGCGUUGGCGCUCGUUGUGAGACAAGCUUGGCGAUUGAUUGAGGAUACGGGAAAAGAGAGCAGUACUGGUUAGUGGAGUGUGCUUCUAUGUUUAUCCAAUAUAACGGUUAUG
Capsaspora owczarzaki ATCC 30864 is the source of this 2995-nucleotide messenger RNA. Its product is annotated as myb protein. The transcript is spliced from 8 exons. The record is from RefSeq and is a predicted model, not a curated record. Bases 223 to 2820 code for a protein of 865 amino acids. Lineage: Eukaryota; Filasterea; Ministeriida; Capsasporidae.